This is a messenger RNA of Daucus carota subsp. sativus, 3735 nucleotides long. RefSeq lists its product as uncharacterized. The transcript has 5 exons. Bases 400 to 3462 code for a protein of 1020 amino acids. The record is from RefSeq and is a predicted model, not a curated record. NCBI's taxonomy places the organism in Eukaryota, Viridiplantae, Streptophyta, Magnoliopsida, Apiales, Apiaceae.
AAUCGUAGAAUUUAUAAGUUUAUAUGUUCUGCAAUGAACAGUCACUGGGCAUUUACAAGUGCACUCGUUUUCUACUGCAACAUGAGCCAGAUGAUAAUGGAGGAGUUGACUUGGUCCUGCAUUAGGGAAUCAACAGAAGCUAUGAACCAGACAAAUAUAUUUCUAUUAUUAACACCCAAAAAAAGCAAUUAAUUUUUGUUUUUUUUCCUGCUAAUUAAGCAAUUUAUUUUUUUCUUCUCUUUUUCAUCAUUCUUCAAAAUCUGUGGAUUCCCAGCUUUGAAUAUGAUUCUAUCUCUCUGCUAUAUUUUUUCCCUUUCUUUUAAUGAUCUUGAUAUGAGGGUCUUAACCCUCUGCAUUCUCCAUAACUAAUUUUCCUAACAUUUUUUGUAAAUCAUUGAGAUGGCUAUUGAUACAAAGACUAUACAAGUUUAUUCAUGGAAAAUUCUUAGAUUUUCUAUGCGAAUUUGUUAUGAAUUUGUAUCAGCACAUCCAAUUUUUUCUUCUGUUUCUUUGUUCUUCAUCCUUCUGUUCAUGUUUUCUCCUUCAUUUUUGGCUUUUAUAAUAUAUUCCUUGCUUAUUUUGAUCUCAGCUUAUGGUUUAUAUAGAGUUUUCUAUAGUGGUGGUGAUGCAAGUUCUGAUAUUGUCAAAAGCUAUAAGAAAAACGAUGGAGACCCUUCAAAUAUGGGCAAAAAUGGCAGCAUUUCUGAUGAAGUCAAAAGUAAAAAUGGAGAGAAGUAUAUGCAGAAGAGUCGUGUCCGGGAGAAAGAUAUGGUCAUUUCUGCUGGAUCAUACGAUGACAAGGUUGAUAAAAGCGCGAAUGUAGAAGACGAAGAUGCUGAUAAGGACGUUAAAGACGUUAAAGAGGUGAAAGUAGAUUCUGGAGCUGAUGCUGCUGAGUGUUCUCCGUCCAAGGCUGAUGUUGGUUGUGAUGAAGGAUCGAAAGUAUACUCUUGUCGGAAGGGAAGUUCAGAAGCCUCUACGGAUUCGCAAGAAGAAAGACUUGAGGAUGAACAGAAGAAUGUUGUGGAGCCUGAGGAUGCCGAUACUGAAAGAAAUAAACGAUUGGAGAAUAUGAUUGCAAGACGGAAAGCAAGAGACAUAUUUCGUUUUCAGGUGAGACAUACUCUGAUGAGGCGGGGCAAGAAUGACCCUGUCGAGCAUCUUGCUUCUAUUUUGGUGCCGAGAAACAAGCUCCUUGUUCCCAGCCAUGUGAAUGAGCAAGUUUCCCCCGGAUCAGCCCCUUCAGUUUUGUUACCAAUGCACAAUCCUUUUGACAUUCCUUACGAGACACAUGAGGAAAGGCCUAACCUGACAGAUGAGAGUUUCCGACGAGAGUUCUUGACAGAACAGAAGGACUUGGGGUUGUGCAGGAGCGCGAGCUUCAGUUGGGGUGCCGUGUUUUCAUUAGAUGCCAUCGGAGAUGAAGAUGGAGUGGUCAGGAAUGAUACUUCAUUUAAGCCAAGGGCUCCGCAGAAACUUAAAAUCUCAGUCCCAAUGGAAAGUCAUUUAGAGCUUGAAAAAGAAUCGUGUCGAGAAAAAGAGGCAACAUCCAGUGGAUGCAGUGCCGAAGAACAUGCCACCCGAGAAGGCCAAGCCGCUCAACAGGGACCUGAUUCUGCUGACAUUCAUCAUACGGAAGAUAAGGGUGAAACACAACCGGAUGAAACAGUAAGGGAGAAUAUCGGUGUUCUUGAUUCUGUUGACAGACAUCACAAGGAUGAUAAGGGUGACAAAAAGAAGGAUAAAACAGUAGCUGGAAAUAUUGGUGUUGGAUCAAGCUCAUCGUCUUCGUCAGAAGAAGGUUUGCCAAUCAGCAAGCCAAACAAAGAAGCGAUUUUAAGAUCCCUUCUUUCUUUCCAGAGAAACGCAGCUCCUUCUAAAGAUGAUGAUGAAAUGCAAGUGAAUGGUUUUACACAUGAUACUGAUCAAACUACUUCGCAUCAUAUCAAAUCAGAUGACAGUUUCUUGUAUGCUACUCGAGUCUUGAAUAAUCAUCCUCGUAGCAGUUCUUUAGCUUCAGACAUGCUAGUGGAGGUCUCAGAAGUCAGUUCACCUCGAAGCAUUUCAUCUGUAGACGAAGAAUAUUCAGAAAAUGAAGAAGUAAAGGAAGGUUCUUCCCAUCUAUCUCAAGUUGGUACAAGUGAUGAAUCAAAUUCGAGAGAAGGACCUGAAAUCAGUGAUCAGCAGCACAUUUCUAGAGAAGUAUCAAGAAUAAACCAGGAAGCAGCAUCAGAUGUGCUCGCAGAAAAAGUUUUUGAAGAGAAUUCUAUCAAUUCUACUGAUUCAUUGUCAUCGCUAAGGACAGAGAUGCCGGACAGCGCUCAAACUCAAUCACUGAAUUCCAACAUAGAGGGCUUGCUGGAUUCGGAUUCGUCAGAGAAGAACUUAGGGGACAUUACCAUGUCUAAUGUGAGUGAUUCCAAGACUCCAACAAACGACAACCUGGAGGAAUCAGAUACAGCAAAUAAGAUGGACAAUGACAUUCCCGAAUCAUCUGAUGGAAGUAACUCCAAUUCUGUCAACCAUCAGGAUCUCUCGAAGUCAUCCUUACAAAAUCAGCAACAAGAGAAUAAAGAGAAGUUCAAAGAUGAGAAUGGAGAAUCAGAGUCCCAACCUUCACAGAAUAGUUUGUCAGAUAAUUCCACGCCUGUUCAAAGCAAUCACAGUUUACGAUCACCUGAAAACAGAAGAGACGAAGAUGUUGUUGCAGAACCCGUUGCAGAACCCGAGCUCUCUGCAUCUUCUCCUGAGAAUGAAGCUUCUGGUGUGGUGUCAGAAACUGAAACUCAGCAAGUUCCUAACAUCUCAUCUUCAGGUUCUUCUCCCAAGUCUGUGUUGCAACCAAAGUUUUCAUGCGAUAAUGUCUCGUCGUUGGAUCUUAAUCAGGGAACAUCCACGGAGCAUCAACAACCUCAUAAUGAGAUAGUUGAUGAUGAUUCAGUGCUACCAGUACUGAAUGUAAAUCAUUCUGCAUUUCAAAAUGUAUCCCCCCGACAAGACGAUUCGACUUCCCAAACAUCUCAUGCCAUAGAUAGACUCCAGAGCCCAAGAUUUUCCGAUGCUCUAUAUUGUGUCCCUUUCCGAUCUACACCUGAAGAAUGUCAAAAUCAUGAUGCUUCGAUAACAACUUCAACCAGCAAAGUUGAUCAGGAUAUACAUGAUCCCUACCCUCAUCAGAGCAAUUUCAACCAAGAGGCUGAUACCAGUAAUCAUAUCGACAACUCAGUUGUUAAUGACAAUCAGGAGAGAACAAACCGGGAGUCUGUUGAAACUAUUGAAGGUGCUAACCAUAAUGAAUCAUCAAUGCAGACAGAGAAUGCUGCAGUUUUUAUAGAGCCAUCUAGUUCAAAAUCUAUUCAAGAUACGGAAGAAGGUAAUAAGGAGAUAGAAAAACAGGAAGGUGCAUCUGGCACAACUAAAUCUACAGAAGGAAAUUCAGAAUCAGGCGAUUCAUAUUCAUAGCUCUGUGAGGCUGAAAUGUAGUUUAAGUAGGUUGAUUUUAUUGCCUUGUAGAAGUUUAAAUCUAAAAAUGUAGAGCAUAUUCUUAAUUUCUCAUGUAAAUCAGUCUUUUAAGCUGUGGAAGUACCAUCAAUCAGUUCUGAUAUCACAACACUAUCAAAAUACUACGAUUUAAUCCUUCAACCCUACACAGGAAGAUCUCUUUACUGGAAAGACCUAUUUAAAUCACAGAAUUGUCUGUACCUGUCUCUCCUCUCUAGCCAUGACUAUCAAAAG